Penicillium alfredii is the source of this 315-nucleotide messenger RNA. RefSeq lists its product as uncharacterized. The transcript is spliced from 3 exons. The coding region runs from base 1 to 315 and encodes 104 amino acids. NCBI's taxonomy places the organism in Eukaryota, Fungi, Ascomycota, Eurotiomycetes, Eurotiales, Aspergillaceae. The record is from RefSeq and is a predicted model, not a curated record.
AUGACCGAGAGCAGCCAAUACUCGAAAUCAAGCGAGGGCGAUACCACUCGUUUGCCGCGGAAUAAACGGGUUAAGGGCAGAGUGGUUAAGAGUAAGGUUCCUGACACUCAACACUUAGAAAGCGAACGAUUUGCGUCGUAUAGGGAUAUCACUAAACAUAUCAAGCGGAAACAUCUGCAAAAUCUCGUGUUAAGCACGAUGAUUACGUGCAAUGUUUGCGACAAAAAAUUUGCGGAAGUCAUGCAUUUCCAGCGUCAUGCCAAUGAUUCUCACUCGACUGUGACGGGACCUCUGUGGUGCGCAGUUUCUAGCUGA